Molecule: messenger RNA, 1302 nt
Organism: Spinacia oleracea (spinach)
Lineage: Eukaryota; Viridiplantae; Streptophyta; Magnoliopsida; Caryophyllales; Amaranthaceae
Exons: 1
Coding region: 1-1302 (433 amino acids)
Source: RefSeq, a predicted model, not a curated record
AUGACAACUGUAAGAACCAUCUUGGCAGUAGCAGCAAUGGAUGUUACUAAUGCUUUCCUACAUGGAGACUUGUAUGAGGAUGUGUAUAUGAAAUUGCCUCAAGGUUAUACUGGAAUUGGGAGUAAAAUCAAACUGAAUGUCACUGAUGAAUGUGAUGUAUCUCAGAAAGUUGUGUGCAAGCUGAAAAAAUCUUUGUAUGGCCUGAAACAAGCCCCAAGACAAUGGUUUGCCAAACUUUCAGAAACACUGAUGAGGUUUGGUUAUAACCAGUCCAAGUCAGACUACAGUCUGUUCACAAAGUCAAACACCCAAGAUAUUACCUUGAUACUGAUCUAUGUUGAUGAUCUGUUGAUAUGUGGCACAAACUUGACAGAAAUUACAACUCUCAAAGAAAUGUUGUCAAAGUCAUUUCAUAUGAAAGAUCUUGGAGAAUUGACCUAUUUUUUGGGUCUUGAAGUGUUCAGAUCCUCCUCUGGUUUCUUUGUGUCUCAAAGAAAAUAUGCCUUGGAUUUGCUUAAAGAACAUCACAUGGUGGAUGUCAAACCUGUUUUGCUGCCCAUGGAAUCAAACCUGAAACUUACCACAGACAAGGGAGAGUUGCUUCCUUCCCCUACUCCUUAUCAGAGGUUGUUGGGUAGGCUGAUUUACUUGACUAUCACUAGGACUGACAUCUCCUUCACUGUACAACUCUUGAGCCAAUUCAUGCAUCAACCUACUUUAGUUCAUAUGCAAGCUGCCAAAAGACUCCUAACAUACAUUGCUGGCACUGUCAAUCAAGGCAUACUACUUGCUUCCACCUCUGCAGCCACUCUAACAUCUUAUUGUGACAGUGAUUGGGAUGGAUGUCCAAUGUCAAGAAGAUCAACCUCAGGUUAUUGCAUCUUCUUGGGGAAAUCUCCUGUCUCUUGGAAAGCAAAGAAACAGUCAGUUGUGGCUAGAUCAUCAGCAGAAGCUGAAUACAGGGCUAUGGCCUUGACCUCUUGUGAAGUAACUUGGCUGACACACUUAUUGAAGGCUCUAGGUCUGACCAGUCUACCACCUGCAGUGCUAAAAUGUGACAACCAAGCAGCUCUUGCUAUAGCUGCUAAUCCUGUUCUACAUGAGAGAACAAAGCAUCUGGAAGUUGACUGUCACUUCAUCAGAGACAAAGUACAGAAUGGCAGCAUUGUCACAGAACAAGUCCCAUCUACUGAACAGAUUGCAGAUGUUCUGACUAAGGUUCUCACUGUAAAGCAACAUCAGUAUCUCUUGGACAAGUUGGGAGCUACCACUCACAACUUGAGGGGGAGUAAUAAAGGAUAA